UCAAAUUUGUAAUGUCUUUUUAUUAAUUUUUAUUUAUUAUUUAUGUCUGUGUAUCAAAUUCUAUAAUAAUAUAUAUGAUAAGGGUACCAUUAGAUUCGAUUAGAUCUCUACUUCGUGUGAUAUUGAAAUAAUAUUGUGUUUAGGGUAAACAUAAUAUUAAAGCUUACAGUAAACAUUGCAUACUUAGAAGAUAUAAUGACGCUUUUAUUAAAAAGCGUGUGGAGGAAUGUCCUCAGAGGCAACACUCUGAGUAAAACUAUGCGAGGGUCCAGGAACCUGACAUCCAGUUCGAUGCAUGUCAUGAAAUCACGGGAUGAUGGUCCAGUGACGGCUGAGUUGCCCCGGGCGCGGUCCCCAGACGCCGUGAUGAAGAGCCUCAAGUCAGCGCCCAGCGCAGCCGAGAUUCUGGCCGCUGUGCAGUCCAACAUGGCUGUCAUGAACCACAAGCACAUGCUGCAAGCACUUCGCUGCUUGUUUGAACUUCAGAAGGCUGGCAAUCUUGAUCAAGACACUGAUAAGCUAGUAAAGAAUCCAACAUUCAGCACUCUAUGUCAGAACUUCAAGAAGCACGCGCGCGAGCUCCACGUAAACGAGGCCAUCGAAGCCACGAAGGUGCUCUCGUUCCUGAACGUGCCCGCGGACUCCGUGAUCGUGCAGACCAUGCUGCAGCUCAUCAAGUGCAACAUCAACCUGCUCGGCCUGCGGCAAAUCAUGUUCCUAGAUUUCUUAAUCUCAAAGUUUGAUCAAAAGAACCAUUUAAUCGAUGCAUUCAAACUCGCGCUGCCGCUAGCUUUCCAAAUACAUUUGCCGAGUGAGCUCGACAAUCAGGACCUCCCGCUGCUGAAGGACAUGCUGGCGUUCUGCUCUACACACGACCUUCCGGACCGGUACACUAACGAAGUCGUGACAGGCUUGUUGCUCCACGACCAGGUCAUAGACGCGCAGGUUGCCAAGUCUAUCAUAUGGUCUCUGUGCCAGGUCAACUGCACAGAGGAAAGGUAUCCGACCCGCGUGCAGCUGCUCCACAUUUGCUAUGACAUACUGGCGCAGAACAUAGAGCACCUAUCGUACGACGAAGUGCUCAUGACAGCAGCCAGGAUCAAAGGCAGGAUCCUGGAGAAACAUCCGGAGUACUACCACGAGCAGCUAAUGGACGCCAUUUCUAACUACGUGGUUGCCAGUGAAGUGAGCUUCGAUAAAGGGUUGCUGGUUGCCAGGAUUAUGUCCAGAAUCUCACACACAAAUUUAGGGCUCAUAGAAUACCUAUGCAAGACAGCAGCGCUGAACCCCGGCACAUUGUCCAAGGCCCGCAGCAAUAUCUUGUUCGGCUUCAUCAACUGCCUCUCCAACAACAACUACACUCCCGAAGCAGAGCAGUGGCAGGAGCUCAAGGGUCAGAUCGAACAGAACCCAGUGUUCGUGGGCAAGAGCACGACUCUACCGUGGACCAAGAUCUGUCUGGAACUGGCUUCACUAGGGUACUAUGACGACAAAGUACUCGAAAAGGUGUUCUCUCCAGAAAAUCUGGCAACAUUCAAAGACAAAGAGAGCAAUACAUUAGAUUAUCUUCAACUGCUCACAUUAUACGAGGCUGUGAAGGAGUUCUAUGAUGACCAGUACGAGCUGCCCGACGAGCUGCUGGAGAAGGCCAAGUCCAUGUACCCCAUAAACAAGAAGACUGAGCUGCUGGAGGAGCACCUGGCGCAGGGCCUGGGGGGGCUGGAGUACAUCGCCAGGAACGUCGUGCUACCGAAUGGGUUCAUAGCCGAUUGUCUGAUAUGCCUAAAGGGAGGAUAUCCAGUCAAGUUACAAGUUGCCACAGGUGACUUGAGGGUGCCCAUUGAAUACUUAAACGUCCCUACAGGCAGCGUUGUUGUGUGCGUCCUCAACUUCCAAGCGGGUUGCUUCUCGAUGAACAGCAACCGGCUGCGCGGCACGUUCCGGCUGGUGCUGGACAUCCUGGAGAAGCAGGGCUACGCGGCCGUGGCCGUCAACACGGCGGAGUGGCUAGCCGCGCCCGCGCACGAGCGCACGCCCUACCUCAUGCGCGAGGUCGGCUACAAGUGCGGGGAGAUCGGCAUGCGUCUGUCGGCCACCUGAGCCCCAUGCCGGGGAUAUGAUAUGCUGUGCUCACAUCCGGACGGGGGUCAUCAGAAAAAUUCAAUGUGAUAAUAAAUUACGUCUGUUUCUGAUU
Trichoplusia ni (cabbage looper) is the source of this 2194-nucleotide messenger RNA. RefSeq lists its product as uncharacterized. The record is from RefSeq and is a predicted model, not a curated record. The transcript is spliced from 8 exons. Lineage: Eukaryota; Metazoa; Arthropoda; Insecta; Lepidoptera; Noctuidae. The coding region runs from base 196 to 2100 and encodes 634 amino acids.